Molecule: messenger RNA, 3759 nt
Organism: Penaeus vannamei (Pacific white shrimp)
Lineage: Eukaryota; Metazoa; Arthropoda; Malacostraca; Decapoda; Penaeidae
Source: RefSeq, a predicted model, not a curated record
UGAUCCUGUACCAGUCGGGAAAGAAACGGAGAAGGAGAAACGUACUGUGCUUUCUCCUCUCCGAGUCUCGUACGUUCUUGUUGCAGGGGAAGGAAGAACAAGUGUCGAUAAAGUGUUAAUAAGUGUGACGGAUCCAUCAGGACUGGGAGUGAGUGUGAUUUACUCGCUUGAGUAUUGUGGUCCCCACAAAAUUUUGUUGCGGUCAAGUGAGCCACAAUAAUGGGGAAAAAGAAGUGGAAGAAUAAUUCCCGAGAUUCAGAAUAUGAGAAGAGUGACAAAGAGGCAGAUAAAGUCCACGAAAAGGCACAGGCGAAAGAAGAUGCCGGGAAAGGAGAUCAAGAGCAGAAUGAAAGAUUGGCUGACAAUGGAAACAAAAAUGAGGGAGAGGCAAGCCCACAGAACAAGAAACAAAAAACAGAAAGAGAAAAAGUCAAAGAACACCAAGUAGAUUACCACAGUGAAGAUUCUUCUCGGCAAGUUCAAGACAGAGACCAUGGGAAUGAAGACAGCAAAUAUUCGUCAGAGGAACGUCAAAGCAGAGUACGUGGGAGUGAUGAAUAUUCGUCUAAGAAAGAUCGAAGCGAAGGACAUGGAAAUGAAGACAGCAAAUAUUCGUCAGAGGAAGGUCAAAGCAGAGUACGUGGGAGUGAUGAAUAUUCGUCAAAGAAAGAUCGAAGCGAAGGACAUGGAAAUGAAGACAGCAAAUAUUCGUCAGAGGAAGGUCAAAGCAGAGUACGUGGGAGUGAUGAAUAUUCGUCUAAGAAAGAUCGAAGCGAAGGACAUGGGAAUGAAGACCGCAAAGAUUCGUCAGAGGAAGGUCAAAGCAGAGGGCAUGGGAAUAAAGUUGAUGAUCUGUCACAGGAAAAUCAAAGUGGAGGACAUAGAUUUGAAGAUCAGCAAUAUCCAUCAGAGAAAGGUCGAGGCGGAUUCCAUGGGAAUGAAGAUCGUGUUUUUUCUUCAGCGGAAGGUCUAAGCAGAGGACAAGGGUAUACAGAUAAAGGUUAUCUGUCUCAGGAAGGUCAAAGCGGGCAUAUCAGUGAUCGUGAACAUCCAUCAGAGAAAGGUCGAGGCGCAGUCCUUGGGAGUGGAGACAGUGCUUAUUCUUCAGGGAAAGGUCUAAACAGAGAACGUGGGAAUGCGGAUAAGGAUCAUGUGGCACAGGAAGAUCGGGGCGAAGGACAUGGAAAUGGUCAUGCUUAUUCGUCAGAAGGAGUUCCAUACAGACACCAUGGGAGUGAACAGGAUUACGGGUCACAGGAAGGUCGAAGCGGAGGACGUAGCAGUGAAGGUCAUGGAUAUCCAUCAACGGAAGGUCGAAGCGAAGGACGUGGAAAUGACCGCGCUCGGUUGUUAGAGGAAGGUCUAAACAUACGUCAUCGGAAUGAAGGUCAGGAUUAUCAGGCAAAGGAAAGUCAAAGCGGAGGACAUGGCCGUGAAGGUCAUGAAUAUUCACCAAUGAAAGGUCGGAGCGGAUUCCACGGGAAAGAAGGUCAUGCUCCUUUGUCAGAGGCAGAAGGUCUAAACAGACACCAUAGGAAUGAAGGUCAGGAUCAUCUGUACCAAGGAGGGCGAAGCGGAGGACAAAGGAGAGAAGAUUGUGAUUAUUCGUUUCAAGAAGGUCGGGACAGGCGAUAUAGGGAUGAAGAUCAAUAUUAUAUGCCACCUCGUGAGUAUUCGCCUUAUGAAGCAAAUAAAGGUCAAGACAAAGGUCAAUGGAAUGGAUAUUAUGGUUCGACACAGAAAGGUCAAAGCAAAGGUCAAUGGAAUGAAUAUGAUUCGACACAGAAAGGUCAAGGCAGAGGACGAAGGAAAGGGCAUCGUGAUUAUCCGUUUCAAGAAGGUCAUGACAAAGGACAGUGGAAUAAGGAUUAUGGUUAUUCGUCUCAGAAAGGUCAAGGCAGAGGACAAAGAAAUGAGGAUUAUGGUCAUCCGUCACAGAAUGAUCGAGGAAGAAAUUAUCGGGAAGAAUACUCGUAUGACAAGCAAGGUCGAGGCAAAUACCAGAAUAGACAGGAGUCUGAUGCAGAGAGAAAUGGCAGGCACAACAAAAAGGCACUGACUCCCCAGAUGCGAGCCGCGUUAACUUGCAGUGAGUGCGAUUCAUUCUAUAGUAAUGAAAAUCGUAAACCAAAAUGCCUUCAGUGUGGCCACACGAUAUGCUCUGUGUGUGCCUCUCAUUUGAUUCACCGAUCAAUAAUUGGGUGCCCUAAAUGUACCGAGCCUACCCGUGCUUCAUCUGUGAAGGAUCUGCAAGACAAUUUUGAGCUUCUGCGCAUGCUUGGCAGGUUAAAGGAUGUACCUGAAGCAUCCAGGGAAAAAACGCCGCCGUUAGUGUCCCCGCAUGGCAGCAAGUGUUCUGAGCAGGGAAUCUCGCCAACACACUUUUGCACCAAGUGUGAACAGUGGAUUUGUAAAGCAUGUGGCGAUGCAGAUCACUGGUCUCGAAGGCACUGUGAAGUCAUUCCAGUAAGAAAAGCUUUGGAGCAGAUGAAAUCGAAGUGCGAGGCAGAUGAACGUCAAGCCUCUUCGAACUUGUCGGCUGCACUGCAGGAAAUCAGCAGCUACCAGGUUAUUCUUCUGUCUUGCAUAAAUGUAAUGCGUGCUGCUCACGAGAGCUUCGGGAUGGAGGAAACCCAUGCUCGGGAUACUCUCGAUAAAGGUAAGCCUAAGCUAGAAACUCUGAAGAAAGCAGUUGCUGGCUUUCCGAAAGAUGGCGAUCCCAAGGAGGCCCUGGCGACCAUGAGGAACGUAAAGGACCAGUGUUCUGACAUCGAAGCCUGGUGCUCAACUCUGAUCAACAAUAUGAAGUUCUUAGAUGACUUCCGAAAGAUAUCGAAGACACUUCUCACCUUAACGGCUUACGUGCAUGCUAGUUCUGACUCGGGAAAGCCACCGCCUCUCGCCCGGAUAACGACUGCAGAUGGCCCAAGAUAUGCCAGGUUAAUUGCUGAAGACGGGAGAGUCCACGCGUAUUCCGCUCAAAGCCUUUCACCUGAGUGUGGUGCACGCGCUAUACCGAUGGAAAGCGUGAAGGCGCUAAUAGACUCCUCUUCGGCGCUCCUCUUUCUGGACCUCUUUUGGGGCGGCCGCAUGCAGGGUCGUGUCUACAUCCGCUUGACGGGAGACACCGUCCGAGGCCGCCUGUUCCAGUCGCUGUGCCUCGGGGACCUCGGCCACACGCACAAGAACGGCGGCUUCCAUCGCAUCUGGUGGAGGGGAGACGAGGGGAGCACAUUGGGGCGGGGACUACGGCCGUAUGAACGGGGCCCGGGGAGCUAUUCUCUGCGUCAGCGAGGAGCGGCUGGCGGCGGCCGCUUCGCCUCGCCCCAUCUGCAGAGGACUCGUGGCCGGCCGGUAUGAGAAGGAGAACAUAAGCACCAUAUUCCGCAUCUACACCAAGGGCGCCAAGGAAGGAACGGAAGAGGCAGCAUUCGGGAUAGUGGAGCACGGCCUCGACGUCGUGGCAGGAGCGGUGGGCCAGGGCAACGUGAGGGACAUUAGGAUUGCUGACUGUGGAGUGGUCAUUCAGAGCACCUAGGAGGGGUGGCCACACAAAGGGGGGGGGGGUGGGGUCGGGUGGCGCUGCCCGGCCUCUGCUGGCUGUGAAAGCUAGGGGGAUAUUGUUUUCAAUUCGCUUAGAUAUAAUACAUAUAUAUGAGGAGGUAGAAGGCCAUUUCUUAGUAAAUGGCCGACCUGCAUACCAAGCCCUGAGAAAGCUGAACUCCAAGCCCUCUUCACAGGUGACAGCAGUUCGCUCAG